Harpegnathos saltator (Jerdon's jumping ant) is the source of this 1847-nucleotide messenger RNA. It is a transcript of the gene Argl, whose product is annotated as Argininosuccinate lyase. The record is from RefSeq and is a predicted model, not a curated record. The coding region runs from base 238 to 1650 and encodes 470 amino acids. Lineage: Eukaryota; Metazoa; Arthropoda; Insecta; Hymenoptera; Formicidae. Gene Ontology annotation, cellular component: cytosol. The transcript has 11 exons. Gene Ontology annotation, molecular function: argininosuccinate lyase activity.
CAAGAGAUUGCAAAAUCUCAUUUAGAAUGUUACAUGUUAAAUAUACGUUAUAAAUUUCUCUCGAUUUAUUAAUCGUCCAACGAUAGACCGUAUAAUUUACGCAUGCUAGCGUUAUCUUCAACGAUAACGAUAUUGCUUUUUUCUUUCCUUUUACGAAUAUACAAUCUUUCGUAAACCGCAAUGCUCUCUCGUAUGUAGCAUCAGAUGUAGCAGUGACGUUACGAAGCAUAGAUAAUAAUGGAUGGAGCUACUUCGCGGACCAGUCAGAAGCUGUGGGGCGGUCGAUUCGUCGAGGAUGUUGACCCUGACUUCCACGGUCUAAACGCAUCGAUCGACGUCGAUAAGCGGAUGUACGCCGAAGAUAUACAGGGAAGUAUAGCUUACGCAAACGCGCUCUGCGAGGCGAAACUUCUCUCGCAGGAGGAGACGCAAGCUAUCAGCACAGCUUUGAAACAGGUGCAAACUGAAUGGGAAAAUGGCGAGUUUGUCGUGAAACCGGAAGACGAAGAUAUACACAGCGCCAAUGAACGAAGGCUAUCGGAGUUAAUUGGUGACAUAGCGAAGAAGCUACAUACCGGAAGGAGUCGCAAUGAUCAAACUGCGACAGAUACGAAAUUAUGGCUUCGGAAAUCCAUCGACAAACUUCUGCUUAGACUAAGAAGAUUCGUUGAGGUGCUUGUAAUUCGAGCGGAGCAGGACGCAGACGUGCUGAUGGCUGGAUACACGCAUAUGCAACGCGCACAACCUGUAAGAUGGAGUCAGUGGUUACUCAGCUACGCUUGGUACGCGAAGCAAGAUGUCGAAAGGCUGCGGGAAGUGCGUAAACGGGUGAACAUCAUGCCGCUCGGCAGCGGCGCGAUAGCGGGUAAUCCGUUUCCUAUCGACCGUCGAUCUCUGGCCGCGGAGCUUGAUUUCGACGACGUCACAGAAAAUAGUAUGCACGCUGUCGGCGAUCGCGAUUUUGUUGCUGAAUUUCUAUUCUGGUCGUCGUUAUCGUCGCUGCAUUUGAGCCGUUUCUGUGAAGAUCUGAUUAUCUACAGCACUCGGGAAUUUAAUUUUGUUCAAUUCUCCGACAAAUACUCCACUGGUAGCAGUUUAAUGCCCCAGAAGCGUAAUCCGGACUGUAUGGAAUUAAUACGCGGAAAAACCGGUACUGUAUUAGGAAAGUGUAUUGGUUUCAUGACGACACUGAAGGGAAUUCCAUCAACGUACAACAAAGAUCUUCAGGAGGAUAAGGAGGCAGUGUUUCAUACGUAUGAUACAUUGUAUCAGAUGUUCUACAUCGCCGAGAAAGCACUGGCUACUCUGAAAAUAAACAGAAAUAAUUGUAAGAAUUCUUUAACGUCCGACAUGCUCGCGACCGACAUGGCAUAUUAUCUUGUGAGAAAAGGCAUACCAUUUAGGGAAAGUCACCAUUUAGCUGGGAGGGCUGUCGCCCUGGCCGAGUCAAAAGGAAUAUCAUUGCAAGAGUUAACUCUACAAGAAUUAAAAACGAUAAGCGAGGUGUUUGAAGGCAACAUAUCGUGCAUUUGGGACUACAAUUGCAGCGUCGAGCAAUACAAAACUGCCGGUGGAACUAGUUCCGAAGCAAUACAACAACAAAUCAGCAAAUUGCGGUCUUGGUUGCUCGACUUUCCUUCUGAAAGAUAAUUAUAUCAUCUGAUUAAUAAAGUUAAUCGAAUGAUAUAAAAAUGAUAAUAAAAUGUAAUGAAUACUUGUCACAUCUCUGUAACUUGCCACAAAAAAGACACAAGCGAAAUUACAACACGUGAGAAAAUCUGAUUUGAGAAACAUCCGGAUAAAUUCGAUGAAAGGAUACAUAAAUAAUUAAAAAUGUGUAACUUGUA